GAGAUGCAUCUGCAGCCACUACUUCUCCAUUCUGGCCGAAGCGCAGGAGCAGGAGAGCAGAAGGCAAAGGCUUUAUGUGCGAGGCAGCAGGCAUGCCCAGAAACAGCCCACGAGCCGGCGAUGGGCUCUCCAGAAGAGACCGCGUGCGGACUACUUUGAGAAAGGCGGGAAUAUAGGAGAGCGCUGCUUGUCUUGGAUAGCUUUAAAAUGGGCGUUAGAUAAAUCUGUACGUUAGAUAAAGAGUGUACAUUUGGGUAAGUGCAGGUGAGGAGUUACGUUUGGGUGGCUUUUGCACUGAAUUAGUAGGUUUACCGUCGUAGUGUUAUCUUCUCAUUAGAGUAGGCUAGCCUAAAUUCAACGAUGGAGAAGGGGACGCAGCCCCAGCUGAUGGCCAAGAGCGCAGAGAGUCCAGCGGAGGAACUCUCCAAGAUAAGCGACGAGGAGCUGGUGAAGUGGAGGAAAGAGGAGCUGGUGCGGCGGUUACGGAGGGCAGAAGCCGAGAAGAUGGGCGUCAUGCUUGACCACGGAAAUUUGAUCCGGGAGGUGAACCGGCGACUCCAGCAGCACCUGACAGAGAUCCGGGGUUUGAAGGACGUGAACCAGAAGUUGCAGGAGGAUAACCAAGAGCUGCGGGACCUGUGCUGUUUCCUUGAUGACGACCGUCAGAAGGGCAAGCGUGUGUCUCGGGAGUGGCAGCGCCUGGGACGCUACAGCGCUGGCCUCAUGAGGAAAGAGGUGUCCCUUUACCUGCACAAACUGAAGGAGCUCGAGCAGCGCCAGGGAGAGGUGAUCAGAGAGAACCUGGAGCUCAAGGAGCUGUGUAUCCUACUGGACGAGGAGAGGGGAGAAGGGGGAGGAGCAGUGCGGGGUGCAGGGUGCAGAAGUUCCAUCGACAGCCAGAGUAGUCUGUCUCAAACUGGGGGGGCUACAACGUGCCUGCUCCGAGACGUGGGGGAUGGGAGCAGCAACUCCAGCGCGGGGAGCACGGACAACCCCGACCACCCCCAUCAAAAGCCCCCUACCCAGGGUUCCGGGCUGGGCUCCAACCCUGGCUCUAACCAUGACAAACCAGAGGGCCCAGGCCCAGAGUCUACAGGCCGUCGCCACAGCUCCACCCCAGACUACCACACCUUCCCCCAGGCCUGCAGGCCCCGCGGGGGGUCCCUCACCAGCCCUGACCCCUGGGGCCUCCGGGGACCCUGCAGCCCAGAGAAACACGGCAAAUCCUCUACUAGACUGGAGGCCAAGGCUCAGUCCAAACCCAGCAGUGCUGACAUGCUGGCCCAGAAACAGCUCUUGGGGGCUGGGCAAGGGCUAGGGCCAAACCAGGGUCCGGGUCAGUCAAGUCCAGACCUCUCACAGAGACACAGGGGUAAUCCGGUCGUGGUUGGGGCUGGAUGUGGGAGCCCUGAAGCCAAACAGGCACUGCCGGGGACACCAGAGCACCUGAGGAAGGGUCGGGUGAUAGUGGGGAGCCCUGAAGUGUUACGACACCAGAACCUCCACCACAGCCCCAGUUCAGAGCACGGGAAGGGGAGGUACAGCAGCAGCCCCCCAGCAGGCAAGGAGGGGGUACAGAGGAGGACCACUGGAGACGAGUUGUCCCCUCACCACCGCAGCAUCUACAACGACAUGAACGCUCUCAUAUCUGCUGGCUGCUGCACCAACACCUGUAGGAGUGUGAAGAUUUGGGACAGCUUUGAUGCCUCCUGACCCCGACAAGCCUCCAUAAUACAUGCUGCAGUGACCAGAGUCCCUAAAGAGAGAGAGGGGGGGAGAGACAGAGAAACACUAGAGAGAGAGGUGCAGUAGAGAAAGAGAAAAAAAGAGAGAAAGACCAAAAUAAAGAUUGAAAGACAGUGUCUUGAUGAGGGCGACUCCCACUUCAGCCAUGCUCUUUCUUAAUGUCAGAUAGAGAAAACACGGUAGUGUGAUUGCCAAAUUAAUAUUACUGUCAGUGAAUUUUCUCUCUGUUGCCAACAAAAUAGUCCUACCUCCUUUGUAAAAAAGCCUAUGAAACAGAAAGGAACAAGACUUGUAGGCCAUAGGCCCUUUACAGACCAACACAUGCUCUCCAUAAUGCAUUACAGUACUGUGUUCCCCUUUCAGCUUUGUGUGAAGUUCCAACCAGUGUUACAGUACAGUACAUAAACCUUGUGUCAAAGUUCAACUGAGAAGAUUGCAUUAUAUUGGCCCCUUACUAUACAUCUACAAAUGUAAACACCAGCUAAUAUGACAAUGGUUGUGGCGAGAACCUAACAAAAUCCUAAUCUCAAUUCAUGUGAUUUGUGAGGGGUCAUUCACACACACACACACACACACACACACACACACACACACACACACACACACACACACACACACACACACACACACACACACACACACACACACACACACACACACACACACACACACACACACACACACACACACACUAUUACUAACAGACUGUACUGUGUAACCUCUAAUCCCUGUGACUUUUAGAUUUUGGUGACAGAAUUAAGAUAAGUCAAAAGUAGUGUAUAUCUGCUUAGUUUUCUAUAUAUAACAAUUAUAGUAUUAUUUUUGACCUACUGGUCUUAUAAUAUCUAUAAAUAUCAUAUCAAGAGAUGUAUGUCUAAUAUAAUAAAGUGUCUUUAUGUAAAA
Oncorhynchus masou masou (cherry salmon) is the source of this 2649-nucleotide messenger RNA. RefSeq names its product coiled-coil domain containing 85A (gene ccdc85a). The record is from RefSeq and is a predicted model, not a curated record. The coding region runs from base 361 to 1713 and encodes 450 amino acids. Lineage: Eukaryota; Metazoa; Chordata; Actinopteri; Salmoniformes; Salmonidae. The transcript has 4 exons.